CUAAAAAACUACCGAAGGAUGUUAAUCCUUGUGGCGUAUUCGCUAACAAUGAGCUUGAUUUAGAAGAAGUUGACGUGUAUGGGUUUGAUUAUGAUUACACACUGGCAUGCUACAAGCCUUGCCUUCAUGAUUUGCUGUAUAAUUUAGGUCGUGAUAGACUGAUUAAAAAAUUCAAGUAUCCUGAAAAUAUAUCAAAAUUAGAGUACAUUCCAGGAUUUGCAGUGCGUGGACUCCAUUACGAUAUAGAGAAAGGUUUGCUUUUGAAGCUCGAUUCGUUUCUUCAAAUACAGCUGGGCUCAGUUUAUCGCGGUCUUACUAAAAUUCCCGAUGCCGAAGUAUUAAAGCUCUAUAAAAAUCGCAUACUUCCUAUCGCUUAUGUUGAAGGACAAUCGAAAAACUAUCAGCCCAAUACUAAGGCAAAGAUGGUUCAGCUGGCAGAUUUGUUCUCUGUUCCGGAAAUGUGCCUUUUGUGCAACGUUGCUGAAUACUUCGAAAAAAAUCACAUCGACUACAAUCCUGAAAUACUUUUCCACGACAUAAAAUCAUCGGUGCAAUCGUGCCAUCCUGUAAUGCAUGAAAUAGUUAUGAAAAACGUUGGUGAAUAUAUCGAAAAGAACAGCAGAUUGCCGGAAUAUUUUGAAAAAUUAACUAAAGCUGGCAAAAAAUUGUUCCUAGUAACGAAUAGUCCAUUUUCAUUUGUAAACCGAGGAAUGACUCUUCUAGCUGGUGAAAAAUGGCGCGAGUAUUUUGAUGUUAUAAUAGCUCAGGCGCGAAAACCAAAAUUUUUUACAGACGAAUCACGACCAAUUAGGUUAUAUGAUGACAAGACAAAUUCACAUGUUUGGGAUCGUGUUUCAAAGCUUGAGAAAGGAAAAAUAUACUAUGAGGGUACUGUAAAACAACUCCAAGACUUAACCGGAUGGCGUGGGCAUAAUGUGUUAUACUUUGGAGACCAUCCGUACAGUGAUUUGGCGGAUGUAACAUUAGAGCAUGGAUGGAGGACUGGUGCAAUUAUAAAUGAGCUCACGCACGAAAUAGAGACUUUGAAUAAUGUUAAUUUUAAAACCAAUGCAAAUUGGCUACAAAUGUUGACACAACUCAUCGAAGAAAUUCAGGACUACGAAUGUGAGGCUGCACAGAUAUGCUUACAAAAAUGGCAAGCAGAACGAGAUAUGCUCAGGAAUCAAACAAAAAUGGUAUUUAACCAGCAGUUUGGCAGUGUAUUUCGGACGUAUCACAAUCCAACGUAUUUUUCGAGACGUCUUUUUCGCUUUGCUGAUAUAUAUACGAGUGAUAUCACAAACUUGGCAAACUAUUCUGUCUCGCACACUUUUUACCCGCGUCGUGGUGUAAUGCCCCAUGAGUACAUUUCCUACUUCAUGUAAACAUACGAGUAUUUUUUAAUAAAAAUGUUGGAAAUCCGUAGGCUGCACCACUGUGUUAUACAUAGUUUUUCAUGUUUCGAAUUUA
Molecule: messenger RNA, 1470 nt
Organism: Rhagoletis pomonella (apple maggot)
Lineage: Eukaryota; Metazoa; Arthropoda; Insecta; Diptera; Tephritidae
Product: 5'-nucleotidase domain-containing protein 3-like
Exons: 7
Molecular function (GO): 5'-nucleotidase activity
Source: RefSeq, a predicted model, not a curated record